Acipenser ruthenus (sterlet) is the source of this 2382-nucleotide messenger RNA. Its product is annotated as tumor protein D54-like. Gene Ontology annotation, biological process: carbohydrate metabolic process. Gene Ontology annotation, cellular component: cytoplasm. NCBI's taxonomy places the organism in Eukaryota, Metazoa, Chordata, Actinopteri, Acipenseriformes, Acipenseridae. The record is from RefSeq and is a predicted model, not a curated record. The coding region runs from base 228 to 953 and encodes 241 amino acids. The transcript is spliced from 10 exons.
UGACGUCUUUGUACAGCGCCGGAAGCAGGACGCUUAAGGCUCGGCAGGCUGAAGGGAGUCAUUUUCGUAGUGCAGCGGUGUGUCUGGGUUUUGUUGUUGUAGAGUCUGAUGUUAAGAGGAGAUAUUUUGCAUUUCGAAAAAGCUCGGUAAAACAUAAAGCAGCGCUAAUAUUUUUUACACGCAACGUCGACAUCGAAAGACCAGGCACUGUUUAGAAUUCUGACAAGAUGGAGUCUGCAAAUCAAGAUAUCAACCUCAACUCUCCCAAUAAAGGGCUUGUGUCGGACAGCUUGACAGACGUGCCAGUACAAGGUGCCACAGGUACCACAGUGCCUGUAGGCUUGACUGAAGAAGAGUCGGAGGAAUUAAAGAACGAGUUGACCAAGGUGGAGGAUGAGAUUGUCACCCUGCGCCAGGUGCUCGCUGCCAAAGAGAAAACCGCUUACGAACUCAAAAGAAAACUGGGACUCACUCCGCUGAACGAAUUGAAACAAAACUUCACCAAAGGCUGGCAAGAUGUUCAGACAUCCUCAGCCUAUGUGAAAACCAGCGAGAAACUCGGAGAGUGGAAUGAGAAAGUUACCGGUUCCGAUUUAUAUCUGUCAGCGAGUGCCACUUUGGAGGACUUAACCCAGUCAGAAGCAUACAAGAAGACUCAGGAAACACUGUCUCAGGCAGGCCAGAAGACCUCUGCUGCUCUCACCACUGUGGGCUCUGUUAUCACCAGGAAAUUUGGAGAUAUGAGAGCGCUUCCAUUCUCACAGUCAUUUAGUAGCAGUUACUCCAUUCGCCAGUCGAUAAGUAUGCCUGCAAUGAGGAACUCCCCAUCGUUCAAGUCAUUUGAAGACAGAGUUGGAACUAUCAAGUCCAAAGUUAUCGGUGGCAGAGAGAACGGGGAUGGCCUGCAGUCUCCCACUGAAAUGAAUCCUACUCAGGACGGAGCGCCAUUCUAGACUGGAUGUCUAGCGGCUGAGGACACACUCAAUCACUGAAGCCCUUUCACUUCACAUCUUCUCAACAGAGCAAGCCCCCAUCCCCCAACACUAAAGCAUGUGCAUAUAUAUGUUCAUUUGAUGAUGGAAUUUGCCAGAAAAAAACAUAGGCUAAUAACCAUUUUGUAUUGGAAAUAAUUUUACACAGCUUUGUAUAAUGUUUUUACAUAACCUUUACCAUUAAGCUGCCAUUUUUAUGUUGGGAGAGGGGCUUAAAAAAAAGAGUUAGAAAGGUAUUUAUCUCUGUUUUUUCUUUUUUACCUGAAAUACACGAGUUAACAAACAAACUCUAAUCCCUUUUUUUUUUUUUUACACUUAGUACUCUGUGAAGCAGCGCUUUGAUGUAUAAAGAGGUGAAUGUGAAAUCUGAUGCCUAAUAGCCUUAUAUCACUUUAUGCUUUAUCUGUUUAAUUAAGGGAGAGCAGGUAGCUUCUGGAUGAACGUAGUUGAAUUCUAAGCACUCUGGGUGGGUGGAUAGAUGAAUUUAUGGAUGGAGGGACAGAUUUUGGUAACCUAAAUAUGAAUGCAUGCUUUUAUGUCAUGUAAUUGAUAACAAACGUGUAGAGGAUCACAGUAGCUUGAAACUUGCUUUUUACCAGCUAAUCAGUAAACAUUACUAUACAAAUAUAUGUAGUGUUUGUUGAGGCAUAAGAAAGGCUGUUUAAAUCUAUAUGCUAGACCAACAUUUACUAAAAACCAAUGUGGCAUGCAGGCCCUGUGAACAGAUUAUAAUGCAGUUUAGAUGUUGUUUUUAAGGGCUGGAAUUUUUUUUUUUUUUUUUUGGCCAGUAUAUGUUUGCUGUCACUUUUAAAAAUAAAUAAAUAAAUAAAAAUGUAGAAAAUGUAAUGGGCAGAUGUGAAUAGUUUCUUUUCACUAGUGAUUUGUGCAAGUGUUUUUUUUUUUUUUUUUUUUUUUUAAAGGAUUUUCUUUUCUUUCUAAAUCUGUUAUAUUGUAUUUGUAGGUGAGAAUAGUUAAUUAGAUUGCCAUAAGUUCGAUUUUUAUAGUUCCAGUUUUUCAGCAUUAUGCAUUGCUGCAAAUUGUGUAAAAUCCAUAGUAUGCAGACUUUCCUCAUACAACUAACACUAAGCCAACAGAAUGUAAGGCAAGUUUCUUGCUUUUAUUAUUAGAGCUGCAAAUAAUAUUAGGCUGCAAAUAUAUAUAAGCGCGCUAAGGGUGAAAAUAAUUAUAUAUAUAUAUAUAUAUAUAUAUAUAUAUAUAUAUAUAUAUAUAUAUAUAUAGCCAUUAUAGGCACAAAUGAAAAAUCAGUUUGUGUGAGUACAAUUAGAAGACAAAGGGAUCCGUUACUAAGGUAUGGUGGGUGGUGAUGGAAUUAUCAUUCUCUUUUGGGUAUGUAUGUUUUAAAUGAUCAAUAAAGCAUUCCUUUAAAACA